Microcebus murinus (gray mouse lemur) is the source of this 3072-nucleotide messenger RNA. The record is from RefSeq and is a predicted model, not a curated record. NCBI's taxonomy places the organism in Eukaryota, Metazoa, Chordata, Mammalia, Primates, Cheirogaleidae.
UGUUCUCGUGAUGCGGUUUCGUGUGAGCGGGAAGACAAAGGGGAGGGGAGGAGGGGAGACGGGCUAGACGGGCCUGCAGCGUCAAGUUCAGGAAGGGCCGCCGCCGCCGGGCCGGUUUCCAUAGGAAUGCGCUCCUGGCCCAGGCCCUGGGAGCUGGCUGGGUGCUGUGACUUCUUCCUGUUUCAAACGGACCCGCCCAGGCAAAAGGGUCUUGGCGGACAGAUUGCCAGCUCUGGCGAUUCCCAGGCCAGCUCCUCCCUGUCCCGCCCUGCCUCCACCUCAGCCUUCGAAAGGGGAUCAGGGGUGGGCUUGUUUAUUUGCAGUGUCUUGCUCGGGCCCCGGAACCAUAUAGCAAUCUUAAAGGUAAAUAGCUGUGUGAAGAGUGAUGAGCAUGUCCUGGAGGAGCUGGAAACAGAAGGGGAGAGGCAGCUGAAAAGCCUCCUUCAGCAUCAACUUGAUACCUCUGUCUCCAUUGAAGAAUGUAUGUCUAAGAAAGAGAGCUUUGCUCCUGGUACUAUGUACAAGCCCUUUGGGAAGGAAGCAGCUGGGACUAUGACAUUGUCCCAAUUCCAGACACUGCAUGAGAAGGACCAGGAAACUGCUUCACUCAGGGAACUAGGGCUUAAUGAAACAGAAAUCUUGAUAUGGAAGAACCAUGUUUCAGGUGAAAAGAAGACAAAACUGAGGGCAACUCCUGAAGCAAUACAGAACCGUCUUCAAGAUAUUGAAGAAAGGAUCUCAGAACGUCAGCGCAUCCUUUGCCUGCCCCAGAGAUUUGCAAAGAGCAAACAACUGACUCGACGAGAAAUGGAAAUAGAAAACUCUUUAUUUCAGGGAGCCGAUCGUCACUCUUUUCUCAAGGCACUUUAUUACCAAGCAUACCACAAAAAGACAAGUGCAGACAAGUACAUGACCUCAAUGAAGAGGAAGAUAAAAUUAGGCACAAAAGAUGAAACCCAAAAGAAGAACAAAGGUGAUCCCAUGAACAACCUGGAAAGUUUUUACCAAGAGAUGAUAAUGAAAAAACGUCUUGAAGAGUUCCAACUUAUGAGAGGUGAACCCUUUGCUUCCCACUCACUGGUCUCAGCUACAUCAGUGGGUGAUAGUGGCACAGCUGAGAACCCGCCAUUACUCCAGGACGAGGGAAAGCAGGCAGCACAGGGUAAAGGUCCCAGUCUCCAUGUGGCAAAAGUUAUUGAUUAUUCACCUGAGCAGUGUUGGACUGGGCCUAAGAAGCUGACGCAGCCAGUAGAAUUUGUCCCAGAAGAUGAGAUCCAGAGAAAUCGUUUGUCAGAGGAAGAGAUCCGAAAAAUUCCUAUGUUUUCUUCAUAUAAUCCAGGGGAGCCAAACAAGGUGUUAUACCUGAAGAACCUUAGCCCGCAGGUGACUGAAAAAGAUCUGGUCUCAUUGUUCGCUCGAUUCCAGGAGAAAAAAGGACCUCCAGUUGAAUUCCGACUAAUGACUGGACGAAUGAGGGGGCAGGCUUUCAUCACCUUUUCCAAUAAGGAGAUAGCAUGCCAAGCAUUGCAUCUAGUAAAUGGAUACAAACUACGUGGGAAAAUAUUGGUGAUAGAGUUUGGAAAGAAGAAAAACCAACAAUCAGAUCUCCAAGCUGCUUCUCUCAUACCAUGUGCUACAGAUGGUACUACAGAAAUCAGUGGUAGCUAGAAUAUAUAUAGAUUGUGGGUCCUAGAUGGUCUUUCUUGAAUCCGAAUCUUGGAUCAAGGAUUUGUGUACAGAUAGCAAUUUAUUUGGAGUUGAAGAGGAGAAACUAACUGAGAGAGAAAAAAGUAAUUGAGACAGUCCCUUUCAGCUUUUGGAGAGAAUUGGUAGAAAACAAUUUCUAUAAUCAAAAACUAUGGCACAGAUAAUAUACUAAGUAUGAAGUGUAAUAUACAAAAAGUAUUGUUUUCUCAGGAUAAAAUUACAAAAAAUUAUUACUGGAGAUUUUUCAAAAUCCUUAUAAUUUUGCUAGGGUCUUCAAUAUUUGUCCCUAGAGGUAGCAAUCUUUCCAAGACUGCCUCCUAUAUACAGACCUAAAAAACUAAAUAAAUGUUGAAAUAUUUAUUCACUAGAGCCCACUUGUCCCUAAUUUUAUCCACCAAAUAAAUAAAAAAUCAGGACCCCAGGCUUAAGCAUCAACAAAUGCUGUUAAGUCAGAAUUAUCAGCAGUAACACCAGGUAGUUUCAUAAGUCAGUCAACAUAUUUAAUGAAUGCUUUCCCACUAAGUUAUCAGAACCUUCAAAAAGCUAUAUAUUUUUCUAAUGAAAUAUUUUAGAUCAAAAUAUUGAUAUUCUCAUGACCAUUUAAGCUAGCUACCAUUGAGUAGUCAUUGAGUUCAAAGCAAUAAACAUUGAAUAAGUGUUUAAUAUAUGUUAAAUACUACAUAUAGGAAUUUUACAAGAGGAACAUACUAGCAAAGAAUAUCAAAAAGAAGUGGAAGAAAAAGUUCUCUAGAAGAGAGGAAGCCAGUGUCAAAUUCCCCAGUUGUUUGUUUAUGGUUACUGGAAAAUAAAAAGACAACAUAGUAUAGAGAAAAUGAUACAAACUUUGGAGCGAGACCUAUAUUUGAACCUCAUAGCCACAUUUAGUACUCCAUGACCUUGGCAGGUCACUUAAUCUUAGCCUCAGUUUUCUCAUCUAUAAAGUGAGAAUAAUCUACUUACCUCAUUGGGUUGUGAGGAUUAACUGAUACGAUAUUAUCCAGGCUGAGGAACAGAAAAAUUAAAUAAUAAAGUCAAGCAGAAUAUAGGACCUCUGAGACACCAUUGAGCACUCUAACAUAUGUGUAACAGGAGUUCCAGAAAGAGAAGAGAAAAGAAAGGAGCAGAAAAAUAGUCCUAGAAAUAAUGGCCAUAAACACCCCAAAUUUGGUGAGAAACAUUAACGUACAUAUCCCAGAAGCGCAGCAAAUCCCAGGUAGUAUAAACAAAAAGAAAUCCAUAAAUACACAUAUCAUAAGAAAAAUGCCAAAUAAAAAUGAACUAUCACUUUUCAGGGAACCCCAAUAUGAUUUACAGCUGUUUUCUCUUCAGAAACAAUGGUGGUGGCAAUAGGAUAAUAUAUUAAAA